This is a messenger RNA of Trichobilharzia regenti, 4419 nucleotides long. The record is from the annotation of a GenBank genome assembly. NCBI's taxonomy places the organism in Eukaryota, Metazoa, Platyhelminthes, Trematoda, Strigeidida, Schistosomatidae.
AUGAACAUCAAUACAUCAAUACAAUUUGGAUGUCUUUCAAGUGUCGUUUUCAGUGGAUUAUUACUUUUUAUUAGUAUUAACAUAACUCUACUGUUCAGUACAGUUAGCGCCAGUUUGCAGAUAAUACCACAUUUUACGGGCCUACCUCCAUCUAUCUCCCAGUUUGUAUAUCCAUCAAGUGAUGGUGUUAGCUUCCCACCACUUGAACUUGUCUGUCGAGCAUGGCCAGCAAAUUCAAAACUGCAUAUACUGGCUCAACAUCAAGCAACGUCAUCAGUACUGCCAGAUCAAACCUUUGGCUUAAAUCCUAUCGUGUCAACUUCAUUGAUUGUUGGUAAUCCUAAUAGUAAUAAUAAUAAUAUCAACAACAAUGGAUUAGUACAUCUUCCCCAAGGUCUUGGAAGUCAACGUCAUGCUAUCCUAUCUGCUGAACAAAUCACGUCUUCUUCUUCUUCGCAUCAUCUCCCAAACUCAGAUGGCAAUUUAUUGUUGUUAACUGGCAACCCUGGUAGUCAUCAACAGUCUCUGAAUCAGCUGAUUAUUUAUGAGACGGCAGCUGAUGCUAUUCGUGACAAUCCCGCAGCUACAGCACACGAUGAAGUUGCUAUUCGUUUGAUUGUCUCUAGUCAACGAGAAUUAAGUCAAAUGGAAUUGAUGAAACUUCAUUGUUUAGUGUCUACUUCAUUUGGUCGGAAAUUAAGUGCACCAUUUCGUGUUCUACCAGCUACUUUAGGCUCAUUUCCGCCUUCAAGAACCUCUGGAGGAGCUUCUGCUACAUCUCAUACUGAAAAUGUAGAAUUUCUACAUGGAAAUAUAGCCAUUGUUGACUGUUAUUUACCUGUAAACAGUUACCCAAAGCCUAUAAUUCAAUUUGAGUUAAACAAUACUGUUAUCGAUCUAACAGCUAUGAAAAAUGAAAAAUAUCGUCAAAUUACUCGUGCAGAUGGAAAACGUGUCAGUUUGUUAAUACAAAGUUUUCAACCACGUGAUUGUGGUAUCUACAGAUGUGCAGCUAUUAAUCCUUUGACGAAAGAAAAGAAAUAUUCACCGGAUUCAGUGAAUUUAAAGAUUAUUUUUCCAGGUGGUCCUGUCUCUGGAAAAAUUCGUGUUCCAAUGGCUUCGGAAUCAAGUGAUCCGAGGAAUGCAGCUGCAUCACAAGAGAUAACUGUUAGGGAGGGUCAAAAUGUCUCUUUAUUCUGUAUUAUACAAAGCGCACCGCCACAAACAGUAACCACUUAUCCAUUUGAACCUAAUAAAACUGCUCAAAAUCGAUUUCAUCGGCACAAUCCAUUUGGUCUACUGGAAAUAACAAAUGUCCAACCAAGCGAUGCUGGUAUCUACAUAUGCACAAAUCAUCAGCUAAGUUCUACAACUCAAUUGCGUGUACAAAGACGUUUACGGUUAACUACAAAACCACAAGAUGUUUUUAUUCAUCGUUUCGGUGAAACUGUUCAAUUCAAGUGUACUUCAUCAAAUGAUCAAGUUAUCCCUUACUGGUUAUUUAAUGGACAGCCAAAAAUCACGGGAAUUGGAAAAAAUAAUACAUUAACUAUCACGAAUGUCACUGAGUAUGAUAUUGGAAUUUAUCAGUGUAUAGCGCAUCGAUGGGAUCCAGAACCUGAUCUAGAAGAGUGGGUAUCUGCAUCAGCUAUUCUAGCAAUGCAUUCAGACAAGAUUAUUCGUACAGCUCAGGAAUUAUCAGCGCUAUUACCAACACCUAAGCAUACAAGACUAGAAGAAACUCCUCCAGAAAUUAUCACUGAUAGUUUAACACCAAUCGCUGAACCAGUCUAUGAUAAUUUAGCGGUAUAUAUGACAUGGAAAGCCUACACGAAACCAGAAUUACAAUCAUCGGAUGAAGGUACCGCAACCAGCACCGGCACCACCACCUCUACGGACAAUGCUGGACAAAUCACCUAUCGUGUUGAAUAUUCAAUGCAAAUUAGUCCUGUAGAAAGGCAAUAUUUAAUGAUGAAUAAUGCUCAGGAAAAUAAUAAUAAUAGUACUAGUGGCAGUAAUAUUGAGAAUAAAACCGCCUCAGAUUUAUCUGAUUUACGCGCUUUAAUUGGUUUAGUUGGCUAUGAAGCGAUACGUUGGAGUGAACCAACUGCACUGAAUCAACAGUUUUCAUCACCAUAUGCAUAUGCAACUGGUGAUCCACUCGAACCGGGUAGACGUUAUCGUUUCCGAGUGAUUGCGCUAGAUCCCUCAACUGGUCUGCAUUUAGUCCCACCAUCAGGUUGGUCAAAUAUAGUCAGUAUGGAGCAUAUAAGUCAAGCGGAGCCACCACAGAUCAAGGUUGUACGACCUAUGUCGGAAGGUCGCAUUCAUGUUGUUUGGAUGUUCAAUGGCAUAGGUGGACAACAAAAUCCAAAUGAUGUGAAUGUCUUGUCCAAGUCAAGUUCUUCAUCAAAUAAUAAUAAUAACAACAAUAAUGAUAAAGAGAAGGAGAAGACAGGACAACACACCUCAUCUACAGUGGAUACAUCAUCUAGUGCUGUUGGCGCUGGAGAUGUUGGAGGCGUCGGCGGCAGCACUAGUGGUUCAUUAUUAUUUCCUAAUGAUCUGAUAAACAAAGGCGGUGAUGAACAACAAUUUAUUGCUGAUCAUUUUCUUAUUCUUGCUCGACCUGUUAUUAAACCAAAACGUGGAUCUGGUGGUUCAAUUGAAUAUGGAGCGUAUUGGGCUACACAAGUCAAUGGAUCUAAUGCUAGGGAUGGAUUGUUGACCGGCUUGAAUAAUACUGCCAAUUAUCAGAUAAUUGUUUAUGGUGUCAAAGGGACUGGUGAUAAACGACAGAUUACACGUUUCUCGAAAGCUGUCUAUGUAAAUAUGGCUUCAACUGAUUAUACUGGUCGUUAUAGUCUAUUGGAUACAUUGAAUAAUAAUCGCCUAUUGUAUAUUAUAUUAGGCGGUAUAGCUGGUCUAAUGUUUCUUGUCAUGUUUAUACUUAUUCUGCUGUGUUUAUGUCGUCAACAUCAAGACCGUCGGAUACAUGGUCAACGUAAAAAACAAAAUGGUUAUGUCCAUGGUUAUAAAGAUUCACCAGAUUUUCGUACCACCACGACAGAUGGCAUGAAUAACCCUCAGUUAACAACACAUAAUCAUAAUAUGAAUACAAAUACUACUCCAGGUAAUAUGACUAUCAGUAAUAACACUAAUAAUGCUAAUAAUCAAAAUGCAACAACAAAUCCAGCAAUUCCAAUGAAUGAACAAGGCGUUAACCCCGCGAAUAUGAUGAUGACACCGACAAUGAUGAUGAUGAUGGGUGGCACCGGUAAUCUCCAAUGUAGUGGUAUGUCUGAACAUUCAACAUCGAAUAAUACUAAUCCUAACAAUGAUUUACAACGUCAUCAAAUGUAUAUGCAACAACAACACCACCAACAUCAACAACAACAAUCAGAUCCAUAUGCUACCGCAUUAGGCGGCGGCGUCGCCAGCGGUGGCGGUAUAACCAAAGAAUUACUUCAGCAACAACGUCAGCUUAUGCUUGGCUCUCAAUUACACUUACAACAACAACAAGGCGGCGGUGGUCAAUCCUAUAUGACUAAUCAUUCUCUUCACCACCACCAUCCCCCGCAUCAUCAAUCACAUCACUCCUUGUUAUUACCAUCUGUUGGGGCGAGUACAAAUCAUAUGUUCUCUGGACAUAAUAAUAAUAGUAAUAAUAUGGUACCGCCGACAAUGUUUCAUAGUGGUACUCUACCUAGUGGACCACGUUAUUUACGUCAACAAUCGUGUGGUUCACAUUAUUUUGGGGGAGGUGGCAAUGGCGGUGGGAGUCAACAACCACUAGAUAGAAAUAUGAUGAUAAGUCCAACAAAUGCUAUGGAAAUGACUGAAUUGUAUCAUCACCAUCAACAGCAACAGCAACAACAGAAUGGUUACGCUUAUCAACAACCACAACUUCCACCGAUUCCACAUCCACAAUCAUCCUCUGGUCUACCACCGCCUUAUCCAGCACCAAGUAAUACAGGGACUAUCAAUCGACAAAUGAUGGCAAACCAACAACAACAAGGCUAUUAUCCAUCUUCAGUAACACCUAGUGGUACUACUUCGUUGAAACGUGAACCUCCAACUGGCGGUGGAGGUUCCCUACCAGAUGGUUCAGGUUAUGGCACAUUAUUACAACGUGGUGGCCCUUUAACAGCCUCUAUGAUGACUGAUCCAUCGAUUGGUGGUGGUAGUGGUUCUGUUCCACCAAUGAUGAAUGCUGUCUAUUAUCGUGAUAGUCAACAAACAUUACAUAUGUAUCCGAAUGGUGGUAUGAGUACACCUCAAUCAUUACAACAUCAUCAAGGAGGAGGAGGAGGAGGAGGAGGGGAUUUAUCAAUCACAUCAGCAACAACAACAACAGGCGAUGUACAUGCAACAACAACAACAAAUGCAACAAGCACAAAUGUAUCCUGGGUAUUUUAG